AGAGAGACUCGCUAUUCCUUUGUUCUCUCUCUUCAGGAGCGCCCCACUAUCGCCUACUCGAACGCUUUGCGAUCAACAGUCUUUUCAUCAUUAUUAUCUGCUCUGAACUUUACCACGUCGCGAGAAAAGCAGCCUGUCAAAGAUGGCGAGCUUGAAAAGAUCUACCGAGACAGAUUCUUUGGCCUCAAACAUCUCGAGCAAGGUCUACGUGCGAUCAACCCGGAGUGGCAAGGUGCAGAAAAUCGUGAGAGAAGUCUACUUACGAACUGACAUCCCCUGCUCUUCCAAGCUCUGCAAAGCUUGUCUUCAGGAUGCCCCUAGAAAUGCCGCUCAGCAAGCUCAGCCUUUUGUGCUCUCGGACAAGCCAGCAGGCACCGAGACUUUCCCCCAGGGCCAUUACCUGGUGCCUGAUACUAACGCGUUGCUCAACGCAAUGGACCUUUUCGAGCAGAGCUCAGCUUUCUACGAUGUUAUCAUCCUGCAAACAGUACUGGAGGAGCUGCGAAAUCGGUCAUUACCACUCUACAACCGUCUAGUGGGGCUCACAAAGAGCGAGGAUAAGAGAUUUUACGUCUUUUUUAACGACUUUAGGCUCGAGACAUUCGUCCACCGUCAGGCAAAUGAGACUGUGAACGACAGGAAUGACAGAGCUGUGCGGUUAGCCGUCAAGUGGUACGGCGAGCAUCUUGCCAGGACAAAGGCGAAAAAGCUGCCAGCAGUAGUGAUGCUUAGCGAUGAUCGAGAGAACCUUCGCAAGGCCAAAGAAGAGGGGCUUCACGCAUCUUCUCUCCGGGACUAUGUGAGCGGCCUCGAAGAUGGCGAGAGACUACUUGAUAUGGUCGCAGAAGCUCAAAAUCAAGAGUCUUUUAAGAAGCAGGGUCAGAUGCUGUACCCUGAAUACUUUACUCUAUCAAGGAUGAUGACCGGAGUCAAGGCUGGGUUGAUGCAUCAAGGAAUCUUCAACGUGUCGCCAUAUAACUACCUCGAGGGUUCAAUCAAAGUACCGGCGUUCCCCAAACCUCUUCUCGUAUUGGGUCGCGAAAACAUCAACCGAGCCGUUGAUGGUGAUGUUGUGGUUGUUGAAGUUCUUCCCCAAGAUCAGUGGAAAGAACCUUCGACAAAGAUCAUUGAGGAGGACGCCAUCACCAAGAACGAGAAUGCAGAUGUGGAAGAGAGCCAGGAUCUCGUAUCUGAAAAGGAGCGAAAGGCCUUGCAAGAGCAGGUCAGGAAGACUCAGAGGAGUGCAUCGGAGAGCAAGCCACAGCCUACGGCCAAGGUUGUGGGUGUUAUCAAGCGUAAUUGGCGUCAGUAUGUUGGUCAUAUCGACCCAUCGUCAGCCAGUAAGGGUUCCAGCCAAGGUCGCAAGCAGGAUAGCGUUUUCCUCAUCCCAAUGGACAAGAAGAUUCCCAAAAUCCGCCUUCGUACACGACAGGUUGCUGACCUUCUUGGCAAGCGCCUGUUGGUAACUAUUGAUGCCUGGGAGCGUGACUCAAGACAUCCUGUCGGACAUUUUGUGCGAUCUUUGGGUGAGCUGGAGACCAAGUCGGCCGAGACUGAAGCUCUGUUGCUGGAGUGGGAUGUUCAAUAUCGGCCUUUUCCCAAGACCGUAUUGGACUGCCUUCCCAGAGAGGGACACGACUGGAGAGUGCCGACGAGCAUGGAAGAUCCUGGCUGGAGGCAGAGAGAGGAUCUCCGAGGUCUUCUCAUCUGCAGUAUUGACCCUGUUGGGUGCCAGGAUAUCGAUGAUGCUCUCCAUGCCAAACAGCUCCCUAAUGGGAACUAUGAAGUUGGUGUUCACAUCGCCGACGUGUCCAACUUUGUCAAGCCUGCCAACGCCAUGGAUACUGAAGCCAGUAUCCGGGGUACCACAGUCUAUCUCGUCGACAAGCGUAUCGAUAUGCUGCCUCCUCUUCUCGGUACGGAUCUUUGCUCGCUCAAGCCUUACGUCGAGCGAUUUGCAUUCUCGGUGCUCUGGGAGCUGAACGACAAUGCUGACAUCGUCAACGUUCGCUUCACCAAGUCUGUCAUCAAAUCUCGAGAAGCGUUCAGCUACGAACAGGCCCAGUUGCGAAUUGACGAUGAGUCUCAGCAAGACGAUCUUACCAAGGGAAUGCGCAUGCUUCUCAUGUUGUCCAAGAAAUUAAAGAAGAAGCGAAUGGAUGCUGGUGCCCUGAGCCUCUCUUCCCCAGAAGUCAAGGUGCAAACUGAAUCUGAGACGUCUGACCCUAUUGAUGUCAAGACAAAGCAGCUUCUCGAUACAAACUCUCUCGUCGAAGAGUUCAUGUUGUUUGCCAACGUUAGCGUUGCAGCCAAGAUCUAUGAAGCAUUUCCUCAAACCGCCAUUCUCCGACGUCACGCGGCUCCCCCAAAGACAAACUUUGACGAACUAUCAAACCAACUCCGCACCAAGCGUGGCAUGGAGUUGCGGACCGACUCCAGCAAGGCCCUUGCCGAUUCUCUGGAUCAGUGCGUGGACCCCAAGGAGCCAUUCUUCAACACCCUUGUGCGUAUCAUGGCUACUCGCUGCAUGAUGAGUGCAGAGUAUUUCUGCUCUGGAACACAAGCCUAUCCUGAAUUCCGCCAUUACGGUCUUGCUUCAGAGAUCUACACUCAUUUCACCUCUCCCAUUCGACGUUACGCCGAUCUUCUUGCCCACAGACAGCUCGCUGCUGCCAUCGACUAUGAGGCCAUACACCCCAACGUCCGCAGCCGGGGUCGCCUUGAGGCUGUCUGUAAGAACAUCAACGUGCGCCACCGCAAUGCUCAGAUGGCUGGUCGUGCCAGCAUCGCCUACUAUGUCGGCCAAGCCCUGAAGGGCAAGGUUGCUGAGGAAGACGCGUUCGUGAUGAAGAUUUUCAGCAACGGCUUCGUCGUUCUUGUUCCACGCUUUGGUACAGAGGGCCUGAUCCGCCUUCGAGACCUUGCAGAGCCUGAGCCCGAGGCUGAGUAUGACGCAGAGACAUACACGCUUACAACCAAGGGAAGCCGCGAGAUCAAGGUAGAGCUCUUCCAAAAAGUCAGGGUUAGAGUCCGUGACGAGAAGGAUGAAAUGACAGGCAAACGCGGUGUCAAGAUGGAAUUGAUCGAAGCAUAGAUAUAGACGAACAAAAGCUGGGUUGUGUUGGGAGGUACACGGCAUCAUGCAUAAUCUACGAGUCACUUGGUAAACCAUGUAGGA
Fusarium oxysporum Fo47 is the source of this 3178-nucleotide messenger RNA. RefSeq names its product exosome catalytic subunit DIS3. Gene Ontology annotation, biological process: rRNA catabolic process. The coding region runs from base 143 to 3094 and encodes 983 amino acids. Lineage: Eukaryota; Fungi; Ascomycota; Sordariomycetes; Hypocreales; Nectriaceae. Gene Ontology annotation, molecular function: 3'-5'-RNA exonuclease activity; RNA binding; endonuclease activity. Gene Ontology annotation, cellular component: cytoplasmic exosome (RNase complex); nuclear exosome (RNase complex). The transcript is spliced from 3 exons. The record is from RefSeq and is a predicted model, not a curated record.